Messenger RNA from Physella acuta, 3704 nucleotides. RefSeq names its product coiled-coil domain-containing protein R3HCC1L. Lineage: Eukaryota; Metazoa; Mollusca; Gastropoda; Physidae. The record is from RefSeq and is a predicted model, not a curated record.
CAUACGCUUAUCAGAGAGUCCAAAAUAAAACUUUAAAGACGGAAGACCUAAACAAAAGAAAAUCCAAGCACAAACUCUCAACUAAAGAAAGAAAAGGCAAUUCAAUCUGGCUGUUAUAAUAAACAAUCGUUACCUCAGCUCUAAAGAUGCAGACUUUGUAGAGCACCUUUUAUUAGAUCUUGAAAGAUAUCAAGAUCUAAACAAUUCAUACAGAGUACUGUUGUUUCCACCAUUGGCAAGCCACUUCCGCCUACUUAUCCACAAAACUACAGAAAGUAAUUUUACUCAACUAAUAACCUUUUCAAUAGGCAGUGGAUUAUCUCGGCAAACAGUUGUUGCGUACAAAAUUGCUUGCCUGAGAGGUCCACGAGGAAUACAACUCAUGAACUCUCCAACUCCACCAAUUUCAAGAGGUCGAGGUAGAGGCAGAGGAAAAGAAUUAACAUCAAGCGAAAGGGUGUCACAAUGGGUUAAUCAAAGAGAGACUAAACGUUUGAAUAAAGAAAAAUGGGCUAAUCCAAGUCAUCAAACAGUUUUUGAUGCUUUGAGUAAUGAUAGUGAUGUUCAGAAUUCAGAAAAACAAAAUUCUGAAUCAGAUUCAAGUUCAGAAAGAUCAAAGGCUAAACGUUCUGAAACACAACUGUAUAUACCACCAUAUCUCCGUGAAAAGAAAGCUUCUAGUCAGAAUAUAAUCACAAAGCCAAGUGCUGAAGCCCCUUAUUCUAACAUUGAUGAACAAUCACUUAGUAACAACCUGUGUGAAGAUACCAGCAAAGUUUCUGAAGUUCCAGACACUCAGGACAUUACUUACACUAAAGACAAUGUAGACAAUUUAACUGAAGCAGUUGCAGAGGUUAGCAAGUCAAAGGGAAGGGGUAGAGGAAAAAGGAAGCCAGAAGUUGAGAUUUAUGUUCCCCGUGCAUUACGUACUGUAAAAAAUGAAAGUAAGCCAGGUACAGACAAAGUGAACGAAACUAUUAGCUGUGAUAAUCAAGAUUAUUCCGAAGCUUUUAAUUUACAUGAACAAAUUAAAGAAGAUGAUUUUAAUCAGCAAUGUGUUAAUAGUGUAGAAAUUAUGAAAGAACAAGUUUUGAAAACAGAUCAGCAAUGUAAGAUUACUAAAUGUGUUACCUCGGAUGUUUCCAGUGGUUGUGAAACAAUUGAGGAGAUAUUAAUAAAUUCUAAACAUAAAACAUAUUUUACACCUAAACCUCCGGAUGUGGAACCAGUAAUUUCUAUUGAAAAUCUAAGCCAAAACCAACCAGAGGAAAAAGAUAUUUCUGAUAUCUCUUAUUUAACUCCUGCAGUCAGUGAAAAUGUAAACUGUACAAGUUGCGAUGAUAAAGAUACACCAGGCACCCGCAACACAGACAGUUUUACUUUUGAGUUUUAUGACCCUGCUGUCAUAGCUUUUUUGCCAUCAUCCCCACUGGCCCAGCAGACUAACGAUGAUUCUUAUUUUGUGAACAAAACAGAUAUAUCAUCACCUGCAACUAUAAUGUCUGCAGAGCAAUGUCCUGAAAGUGAUCUCUUUGAAAAUUGUCAGAAUGAUAUGCUAGAUGCUGAGAAGAUACAAUUUAAUAAUUUUAAUAACAACUCUGCUACAACACCUACUGACACUAAUAUUGAAAUGAUUGAAAAAGAUGAGCAAAACAAUAUGUGUGUUGCUGUACAGAACAUUGAAUUGGAUGAGACAUUAAAUACAGAAAGUAAAGUUUGUACUGACACUUCCAAAUUAAUUCCUGAUUCAAACCCUGAGAGUUCAGAUAAAGCUGCAGUUCAUAAAAGCAAGAAAAAGCAGAAAAAAGAUGGGUCCCCAUCAGUAGAUGGUAAAAGUGUGAAGAAGGCUUCAAAAGAAAAAAGUAGUACCAAGGAGAAGAAAAAAAGAAAAGAGAAACCAGAGCAAGUUUUGAAAGAGGCCAAAGAACAAUCUGUCAGUGCAGAGAAAACAGAAGAGGAAGACACUUGGGAUGCUUUGUUUGAUGACAAUGGUGAUUGCUUAAAUGACUCUCUAAUGAAAGAGUUGACUGAGUAUGUUGGCAAAGUUGAAAUAGAAAAGCCCAAAAUAAAUUACCUAAAGUUUGAGCCCAAAGAGCCAUCUUUAGAUUAUCAAGCUUUCAGCCAUAUUGUUGAAAUCUAUGAUUUUUCUGAACAAUUGCAAACUUGUGAUCUAGUUGCUGCUUUCCGUGACUUUAGUUCUCGUGGAUUUGAUGUAAAGUGGGUUGAUGAUACACAUGCUUUGGGAAUUUUUUCUAGUUCAGUUGCUGCAAAUGAAGCCCUAAAAAUGGUCUACCCACUUCUAAAAGUUCGACCCAUGUCUGAAGCUUCAAAGAAAGGGCAGCAAAAAGCUCAAUACUGUCAGGAGUUUCUGCAACCUUAUAAAGCACGUCCAGAAACAACAUCAAUUGCAGCUCGACGUCUCGUUGCUGGAGCACUAGGUAUGGCACCUCGUGUUUCACGAGAGGUUAGAGAUCAAGAGCGUCAAAAGUUAAAAGAAGCAAAAGAAAAACGGCGUCAAGAACGGCAACAGAAGAAUGACAUUUGGGAUGGCACUGUGGCUAAAUCUACUGUAGAUGAAGAAGCUGGAGGGUUGAGCUGAUGUUGUUCUUAGUCAGGGAAAGAUUAUUAGAUUUACCUGUUGGUGCUUUUGAUAUCAGAAACUGGAUAAUUCAGCUGAUGUUGUUCUUAAUCAGGAAAAGGGAUUAGAUUUUCCAGUUUGUGCUGUUGUCUAAUUAGUCAUGUUUGUUAAUUUUAUUAAUUAUAUAUAAUUUUAAAGAGAACAUAAUUUCUUUGCAUUCUCAUACCUUUUUUUUACCUGUACAUGAACUAUACAAUGAGGAAAUGACUAGCUAUUCAGCAGUUAUAGAUCACAAGGUUGGACGUUUUGAUAAGAUGCAUUUUGUAGUUGAAUAUAUCAUAUGACGUGUAAAAUCACACAGACCUAUGCUGUUACAUAAUGUUGAUAAAAAAACUUCCUAAAUUUUACUUGAAAUCAUUUGAAUAUUUUUUAUUGGCUCCUCUAAAACAAAUAUAGUGCUAAAUGAACAGACUAUGUAUUGAAAUAAAAUGUUUAUAAAAUAUAAUUUAAUAGAUUUCUCACAUAAAUUCAAAUGCUUGAUGAUUAUUAAACUAGUUUUUUUUUGUAGAUAUUGUAAAGUUUAUUUAUUUUAACAGUUUGAUAAAAAUACAUUUUAAAUUUUACUUGCAACUUUAAGAUUGUAUCAUUAAUGUAAUACCUAAGUAUAGAUAUGAUACUUUUAGGAAUGUAUCUUUAAUGUUCCUUAUGUCCAGUGAAUAUAUUAAAUAAGGAUCAAGUUUAAAUUUGUACUAAUAUACUAAGAAACACCAUAGUGUUGAGCAGUGUUUCUACAUGCAUGUUAGGCUUAUCCUUAGUUUAGAUCAAUCGCUGUUGAGACUAUUACUUUUUAUUCAUGCAAAGAAAUAGCUAGUUUACAAUUGAAAUGAGCGGUAGAAAUCUCAGGAUUUUGCAAUUAAAAGUGUAAUUGAUGAAAAGUAUGAACAAAAGUGUAAUAACUCUUGAAUCUUCUGUGCCUUUGAUGUUGUUUCAUACCUGAAAAGGAAAAAUGUAUUAGAAAAUUUAGAUUUGAUAGGGUAUUUUUAACUAAUGAUUUUUAAUAAUGUUGCUACUACUUAAGGAUUAUCUUCUGUUUAAUUGAAUUUAUCAUUUAAAAUAGUCUUAAGAA